Molecule: messenger RNA, 1862 nt
Organism: Tigriopus californicus
Lineage: Eukaryota; Metazoa; Arthropoda; Copepoda; Harpacticoida; Harpacticidae
Exons: 5
Coding region: 185-1342 (385 amino acids)
Source: RefSeq, a predicted model, not a curated record
AAGGCUGUCUAUGGUUCAGCCCUGGUCCAAAUAUGGGUCUCUUUAGAAGUAAAGAGGAGCUUUCCUUCCCUCCCUGGGACGAGGCAGGCACAACGAUGGGCAGGUGUAAACGAUCAUUACGAAAGCAGCAAAUGGGUCCAAUUGGAGAAUGAUCCAGGAUUUUACGCCAUGGUUUUAAAACGCAAUGCGCUAUCGAACGACCAUUUUGUGGCUAGGAUUCUUUGGAUCAUUUUACUUAGAAUCAAUCCUAGCUCAAGAUAUCGACGAACAAGAGUUUGAAGCUGAAGACAAUCCCGAGAACGAGAACGGGCUCUUGAUCCAGGAACACUUGCGAGAUAAUUGCACCCGUUGCAUGCUCUGGAAAGGACACCAUUGCCGGCGACUUCAACCUUGCAUCACUUGCAAUGAAACGAUGCCAUGUGGCGACUCUAUGGAAUGCCGAUAUGGGAUCUGUAGUAAACUUCCCUACCGAGUGUCUCCUACCGGUGAUCCAUUGGGUAAAGUAAUCGCAUUGAUUACCUUGACCAUCUUCCUCCUGAGUUUGUUGACCUUCUGUCUGCGGGUUUUUGCCAACUCAUGCGGAGAUCGACGCUGUUGCGUGGUCCAAUGUGCCAUCUCCCUUCAGUGCUGCUGUGAGUGGAAAGCUGGUAGAUUAAGGAUUCUUCCAAACUCUCCUGGGCACAAUACACAUCCUCGAGAUUCUGGCGGCAUUGAUCAGCAGUAUCGAACCAACGGUCGCCGAGCCAGCUUAUAUCCGCCACCACCUCCCACUUACGUGGAAUUGUUCCCAGAAGGUAAUUCAGGCCGUUCCGAAACUCUUGAACUGACGUUUCAAGCGAACGAAGAGGAUGAAAGUAGCCCUAACACCGACCAGGACCAGUCAGAUGCAAUCUCGCAUCCCGACAUUCAACAACGCCGAGCCCAAACUGCACCUGUUCAGAGACAACGCUCGUCAAGCGAGGUAGUCUUGGAGAGGUACUUUUCCAAUCCGUCAGAGGGUGCAGCGGCUGCUGUCUUCGCCGCUCGACCUCAAACCUGCAUAUGGACAUCGAGACAAUCCCUCUACCUUCAUCAGGCAACGCCGGAAUCCUUGUUCGCGACGUCCGUUACGGAGCCUCCAGGCGAGGUGGCCACGCUCAAUAUUCCGGACCAACAAGUCAUCGAACAGGCUUUCGUGCACGCCAACCCACGCUCCCUAUCCCUCCGGCUGAGCAGCUUCGAAUCAGCCCCGCCCCAAAGUACCAUGAGCCCCGUGGAGUUCGGCCAGUCUUUGGGGGAGGACUGGUCUUCACCGGAGACGUCGGCAAUGACUUCCGUCGACGAGACCAGGGUGACCUCAUAAAACAAUCAAAAUCGACCCAUUCUGAAUCGACCCAUUCUGACCAAAAACCAAUGAUGCCUACCCUCCUAGGAUGGGGCAAGUCGAAUCAAGUGAUCGACGUCUCGAAAAUCAGGACUGCUCAAGCUGCACGAGACGAGAUUCAGGAAGAACCCAUUUGCAACAAGCGAACCGUUCGACGGACUUGUAAAGUGAUCGGACUCUUAUCCCUUGGGAUCGCCUUGGUGUCGGCCCUCUAUUGUGGUGCCAUCACUCUGGGUAUGACCGACACUUAUGAAGUCAUUCGACUAGCCAACGGUUGCGACACCCUUGAGAAAUGUUCAGUGCCAUGGAACGAACUCGAGCACAACAACCAAGGCACUUGUCUCAGGGACUUUUGUCAGCAGGACUGUGCCACACUCAAUGGCAACCAACGAGUGGGCAUUUGUGAACGUACAUGCGUCCUUCGCGAGGAUUGCACCAGCAAUUUUGUGUCUUAUCGGGUCAGAGUCGACAGCCAGAUGAAGACGGUCCAGUUGAUCUC